AUGGGCAUGGAGUUCAUACAUCCCCGGCUGCCCGAAAAGUCGUACGCCGGCUCGCGCUACUACCGUGAGUUCAUCUCGCGCAUCCGCCGCGACGAGGACGCUGGCCGCUACGAACACCUCGAGGACUACCCCUACGACAUCCUCGUCGACGAUGACCUGGGCAUCCGCUUGUACCACGCCGGUAUCAACCCCUACGACCAGGAGCACUUUCGCCACCAGAUCUACCUCGUCGUCACCCCUAACGGCAAGGUCAGCAAGAUAUGCCCUGCCGACUCGGUCGUCGCCUCGGCCCUGACGCUGCAGUGGACCCGCCGCGGUGACCUUUGCAACGCCCUGCUGCUGUCCAUCAAGUCGUUCGGCCAGUGCACUUUUGCCUACAGCGGCGACAUGAGCCGCAACAAGUGCGGCUGGUGCGGCCACAACAUGCGCACCCUGCUGUGGAGGAACAACGCCUGGAAGUGGGUUGCCUACCGCCCCGGUCGCCGUCUAGAGGAGGGUGAGAGGCACUGCUGCGGCCUCAACGUCACCAUGAAGAAGUACCAGUGCUGCAAGUGCCGCGACCCCGAUAACGCCCUCAUGUCUCCCCUCGACCGCGAGACGGCCGCCGAGCUACCCCAGUCGGUCCUGCCCGUCCACCCCGAGGGAUACAAGAGGCUCAACACCCCCGUCGCCAACGUCAAUCUGUUUUCGACCCCUCCCAAUGCCUCGCCCAAGCAGCCCUCCCGCUUCGAGGCCAGCAGCCCGCCCCCCGUCAACAACAUCCACCUCAACUUCUACGGGAACAACCACGUCUACCAGAGCCCUCCCGCCGGCUCUGGCUGCCUCAGCAGCAGCGCCCCGGUUUGGAGCUUGAGCAUGUCUCAGCUGGACGACAUUGACAGGCGCACAACGAAUCUGAUCGACUUCAGCGCCUUGACCUCGGCCAUGGCCGCCGGUGACCCACCUGCGGUUUCUCGAGUCCAGGAACUCUCCGACUCGUCGGGCCCCAGCUCUCCAAAAAGCCCCAAGCCCCGCAAGUACGCAAGCCCCAGGGUUGAAGACGAUAUCACCGAGGCCGCCGAUCUCAAGGGCGCACGUCGGCGCAUGUCGGACCUAGUGCUCGGCAUAUGA
Messenger RNA from Gaeumannomyces tritici R3-111a-1, 1110 nucleotides. RefSeq lists its product as hypothetical. The record is from RefSeq and is a predicted model, not a curated record. The transcript has a single exon. The coding region runs from base 1 to 1110 and encodes 369 amino acids. NCBI's taxonomy places the organism in Eukaryota, Fungi, Ascomycota, Sordariomycetes, Magnaporthales, Magnaporthaceae.